AUGGCCUCUAUCUUUCUCGAAGCGGAAGCACUCCUAUCGGAGACGUCUAUCAGCUCAACUGUAACUGCGUCCGACCUUCCCGGUGCAGGUCGUACUCUCGGAAGACUAUACAGUCAUCUUGGGAAAAAGCUCGAAGUGUGGAUAAAUAGGCUCGCAGCUAAACAUGGCUAUGGACCUCAGGCAAUUGAAUGUCGGAUCUUAUCGUACUUGGAAAGCCGUGCAACAUGCUGUACUGCUCAAGUUGCUCCAACUCCUGGUUCUUCCAAAGAAAGAGCAAUGAGGAAAGACUUGAAGAAAUUAGUCUCCUACGCAGGAUCGAAUAUUCCGUCAAAUCAAGAAUCAGCCUGCCACGCAAUUGCAUCUAUUGCCAGCACUGGGCCAUACUUUAUCGAAAUGUUCAAAUCGCUUGGAGCAUUGAACGUCCUAGGCCGUGCAUGUCUCCAUGAAGAACAAGAAGCGCCGGACCAUCUGCUUUCACCCUCUCGCAAAGCAUUGUUCAUAGCACAUUCAAUUGUGUCGGCCGUGGGCCUUGACGACGAGCGGGCCGAGCAGCAAAAUCUAAGGGGCGCCGGUGCACUAGCGACCUGGCGAAUCAGAUCAGCUCGUGAACGGACGGAUGGUGUUGCAGCCGUCGCUGUUGUUGCUCUCAGCGUCCAACCACUCUGAUGGAAGGGCGAGCGCUCCCCCAGUCCGUCCUUUCCCCUUCCCCCUCCUCUUGUUCUUGUGCUUAAGCUUGGAUCGACGGCCACGGUCCUCUGUUCUGGAGCAUUGAGCUCACUGCCUGGUGCACUGGCGCAAGAACCUUUAUCUUUUUCGAUUUGGUUUUGAUUUGAAAUGGCGUCGACCGUCACUCCCACACCUGGUCCGUCGAGCGAGCCAACGGUGGACGAAAGGAGGCCCCAGGCGGGCCCGCUACCUCGAAAACGAGGAGAGAUUGGAUAUCAAGAAGAGAUGGAUGUUGGAACAGAGAAUGAAGAUGGAAGCGACAGGAACACUGACAGUGCGGCAGUCUUGCCCGUUCGGCAUCCUGCAGAUAGGGAACCGACACCCCCGCCAGAAGCAUCGAAUCCUGGUCCGCCCGACACUAACUCCGAGUCUGAUGCGUCUUCAUUGCACACAUUGCACAAACCAUCCAGACAAUCCCCGUUCUUGUCAUGGCUUGGACUGCUAAACAGGAAAAGAAUCGGCGGGGUCAAGCUGGCUACAAUUAUCCGCCUCACUUUGCAGCUGUUGCUCCUUGCGGGGACGAUUACACUUUGGGUCGUCGUGACUAAACUUCUUGCGCAUGGCUCCUCCGGCAACGCAUCUGCAUCUGGUUCGCAAGACGCACCUCCGUCGCCAGCUUUGGGCGGUUCUGCAGGAAUCUUCGUGCACGUCUCUUUCAGUAUCGUCACCCUCGCCCAGCUGCUCCUCCUCGAGCGUUGUAUCUUCUUCAUCCGUGCUCAGCGCUACGCAUACAAUCAUCCGGGCGCCGCGCUCCCCACGCACUCACGAGGUGCCCGUGCUGGUCCUGCAACAGGGAUGGCAUUCGCGCCAUGGAACCGGCCGCCGCUCCCUACCUACGCAGCCGCACUUGCACAGAGCGGGGUUGGUACGGGAGAUGUGGAAGAUAACAUUAUUGCUAUUCCACCUCCACCUGCGUAUGGUCACACACGAGGGAGCACACUUCUUCUCGCUGGUUUCAUGCGGAACAGUCUUCGAGCUGCGGUCGCACAAAAUUCUCAAGGUACCAGUCGUCCAGCUUCUCAUCUCCGAGCAUCGCACGCAUCGCAUGCAUCACGCCUUAGUCGACCGGUCAGUUAUCGCAGUCACGAUGAAGAGUGGGAAGAACGUUGCGACGCAGAACGGGCUCUGUAUCUCGCUGAAACACUGGAGAGAUUGGAGAAUACCGCACAACCUUCGACAGUUCCCGAAAGAGUUCGUCGCUCGUAAUUGCAUUCAUUAAGACAAUAUUUAUCCUUUUCUAUUGUUGCUGACACUCACGAUCCUUCUGCCUUUUUUUCCCGUGUACCCUGUAAUACCGUUGUGCCUUCAAACAUUUGCAUGUAUUAACCUUCGUUCCUUUAUUGCAAUACAAUCCACCUAUCC
Fomitiporia mediterranea MF3/22 is the source of this 2088-nucleotide messenger RNA. RefSeq lists its product as uncharacterized. The record is from RefSeq and is a predicted model, not a curated record. Lineage: Eukaryota; Fungi; Basidiomycota; Agaricomycetes; Hymenochaetales; Hymenochaetaceae. The transcript has 4 exons. The coding region runs from base 835 to 1932 and encodes 365 amino acids.